ACCUAAAGGCCUAAACCUCGCAAAAGCCCGACCCAAACCCUAAAACCUCCACGAACAACACCAUCCUAAUUCGCAUGGACUUCUCUCGCCGGAAAGCGGCGGCGCUGGCCGCGCUCUCCUCGCCGGCGCCGGACAAGUCCCCUAAAGGCGGGGUAGACGCCCCCAUCGCCCCACUUCUCGACGCCAUCAACUCCCAUGCGGAUCUCUUCACCACCUCCUCCUGCUCCGGCCGCAUCUCAGUCCUCGCACAGCCCUCGCCGCAGCCUCACCCUGGUGAACCCAAGCCCAAGAAGAAGGCCCGUGGCGGCGGGUGGGUGUACAUCUCGCAUGACCCCGCCGACCCGGAUGCCGUUGUGGAGUUGCUCUUCGGUGGGAAGGCUGUCGGGGAGAGGGGUGGAGGGGAGGAGCUGGUGCUCAGGUUCGAGCCGAUGAUUGUGGCGGUGGAGUGCAGGGAUGCUGCGGCGGCCGCGGCGCUCGUCGCCGUGGCAGUCGGCGCGGGAUUCCGGGAAUCAGGUAUCACAAGCUUGCAAAGACGUGCUAUGGUAGCAAUAAGAUCCUCAAUUCGCAUGGAGGUCCCUAUUGGCUUGAUUGAUGGACUUGUAGUUUCUCCCGAGUACAUCCGGUACCUUGUUAGAAUUGCCAACUGUAAAAUGGAGUCAAACAAGAAGCGAAUGGAUGGAUUUCUAGAUGUUCUGCAGUCAAAGGGUCUGCCAGGAAUAUCUGGGUUGCUAGAUGGUUGUAACAAAACAGAUAGUUGUUGCUUGGGCUCCAAAGUUAAGUUGUCACACAAUAGGACUGUGCAGACACAUAAUGAAGUGUUAGUUGCAGAAAAGAGAAGCAACGACUACAGUUGUGAAGCUGGCGAGAAAGGUGAUGGCGAAAUUUGUGAGAAGUCAAUAGAAGGAUCAUAUUUUGAAAAUCGAGACCCUCCACGCGACAACGGUGCCAAGUAUGGUUUUGGUAAUGCUGAACGAUUAAUGCAUGAGGGGAAAUUGUCAGCGUUAUCACGAAAUAAAUGUUGCCAUCUUUCUAUUACUGAUUUGAAGAUUAGUGGUGAACCGAUUGAGAAGCUCUUCUUGUGGGGCCAAUCUGCCUGUGCUGUAAAUGUUGGAGGAGAGCAGCGGGUCGUAACUUUUGGUGGUUUUGGAGGACCUGGGAGGCAUGCAAGAAGAAAUUACUCCCUUCUGCUUGAUCAGAAAUCUGGCUUGUUGACGGAAAUAAAUGUUAAAGAGUCACCUUCACCACGGAUGGGUCAUACAGUUGCUGUAAUAGACAAUCACAUUUAUGCUAUUGGAGGUAGGGCUGGUCCUUCAGAAAUUCUUGAAGAUGUCUGGGUUUUCCAAAGCACUGAGAAUAGAUGGUCAAGAGUAGAGUGCACUGGAAAUAUUUUCCGUCCAAGACACCGACAUGCUGCUGCUGCAGCAGCUUUGAAAAUAUAUGUGUUUGGUGGACUCAGUAAUGAAGGCAUGUAUUCUUGUAUGAAUAUACUGGACACCGAAAACAUGCAGUGGAAUGUGAUUGCUGCAGCUAGUGAAUGGCCGUGUGCUCGGCAUUCACAUUCUCUGGUGUCUUAUGGUUCAAAGUUGUACAUGUUUGGGGGUCAUGAUGGUCAGCGGGCACUAAACGACUUCUAUAGUUUUGAUAUAACAACGCUUAGGUGGAACAAAGAAAGCACUAGUGGAAGAACACCAUCUCCUAGAUUUUCACAUUGCAUGUUCAUCUACAAACACUAUCUUGGGAUACUUGGUGGUUGCCCUAUUAGAGAAAACAACCAAGAAGUUGCUCUGCUAAGCUUAGAGCAUAGAGUUUGGUUCCAUGUUUCUAUUCCAUCUCUAGGCCAAUGCCUCUGUGUCCGUAGCUCAGCUGUUGUCACUGAUGAUGAUCUUGUUGUCGUUGGUGGUGGUGCAUCUUGCUAUGCAUUUGGAACAAAAUUUAGUCAACCAGUAAAAAUUGAUCUUCAUUUACUGGAUUCAGUAUUUGAACUUGUUUACAAGAAAAAUGACAUGGUUAUAGAAAGUUUUGAUCAAAUAUCUACCACAAAUUUACAAGAACAUGAGCAAAAUGGCACCUUUGUUAGUCAUGAUGUGAAGUCACUGGUUGAUACUGCCGCUAGUGAUUUUUCUGAUUCAGACCCUCUAGUUCUCCAAAUGGAAAAGAAGUAUGCCAAAUUAGCAAAGGACAUUCUGAAAAAGUUUGGUUGGUUGGACCUUGCUAGAAAAGUUCGAGUCAGCCAGGAUAAUGUCCAUGUUCUUUUUCCUGUUAGUAGAAUCUUUCACACCCUAAUCAUUGAUCAUCAUUCCAAGAUGCUAGAUGAUGACUCGUGUAUCUCUGAAGGAGUAUCAGAAUGUCCUGAAAAGAAGGUUUUAAAUGCUAGCACUUCUCUUCAUAAAGCUUUGGAAAUAUUGUCAUCAUGCCAUGGUUCCCUUUUGAAAGAUGAACUAGCACUCGGCCGAAAAGCUUUUAAGUCACCUCAAACCAUCAUGAGAGAACUUGUAUCUUCUCUACUGGAAAGAGAAGGAAUGCCCUCUCAGUUGUUACAGCAGCUGCCAACUAGGUGGGAAACCCUGGGUGAUAUCACUGUGCUUCCGAAGACUUGUUUUAAGGACCCACAAUGGGAAUCAAUUAAAGAAGAACUUUGGCAACUAGUUGCCAAGUUGCUUGGGGCACAACGUCUUGCACGCCAAGGGAAAAUCAUGCCAAAUGGCACACGAGAUAGCACAUUAGAACUUCUCGUGGGUGAUAAUGGCUGGGUAACCCACUUUGAAAAUGGCAUCUCGUAUUCACUUGAUGCAACAAAAUGCAUGUUUUCUUCUGGUAAUCGCUCCGAGAAGCUUCGCAUGGGGCAGCUUGAUUGUAGUGAUGAAGUGGUUGUGGACUUGUUUUCUGGAAUUGGAUACUUUGUGCUCCCAUUUCUUGUGAAGGCUAAUGCCAAGUUGGUUUAUGCAUGUGAAUGGAAUCCACAUGCUCUGGAGGCUCUUCACCGGAAUGUCAGGGACAACCGUGUAGCAGAUAGGUGUGUUAUACUUGAAGGAGAUAACCGUGUGAUAGCACCAAAAGGGGUUGCUGAUCGUGUUUGUCUUGGGCUGAUACCCUCCAGUGAAUGUAGCUGGGCCACUGCUGUUAAGGCUUUAAGGGUUGAAGGAGGCAUGCUGCAUAUACAUGGGAAUGUCAACGACUCAGAUGAAGCGAGCUGGUUGGACAGUGUUGUUGAGUCCAUCAGUAAUACUGCCACAACUCAUGGACUAUCUUGGAAAGUCUCUCUGGAGCAUGUGGAACGCGUCAAAUGGUAUGGGCCGCAUAUUCAACAUGUUGUAGUUGAUGUCAGAUGCCAAGCAAACUGAUAAAGAAAAAAACAGCUGAAAAUGUUUUGUGCAGCUUGUAAGGACGGAUCAUGUAUUACACUGUUCUCAAGGUAGAAAAGAUAUGUUGUAUGACGGAUCUGUUCCAUCGUGUUUUAGACUGAGUUUCUUCACUCCUGUUCGUCAGAGAAUAAAACCAUAUGUUGUAAUCUUCGAAAGAAAUGGUGCUUUACUCUUAGUACCGAUGAGAUAUUUGUGACGAUUCACAUUCCGGCAGCCAGAGCACAGUUACCAUU
Messenger RNA from Brachypodium distachyon (stiff brome), 3595 nucleotides. Its product is annotated as tRNA wybutosine-synthesizing protein 2/3/4. The coding region runs from base 75 to 3341 and encodes 1088 amino acids. The record is from RefSeq and is a predicted model, not a curated record. NCBI's taxonomy places the organism in Eukaryota, Viridiplantae, Streptophyta, Magnoliopsida, Poales, Poaceae. The transcript is spliced from 11 exons. Gene Ontology annotation, cellular component: cytoplasm. Gene Ontology annotation, molecular function: tRNA methyltransferase activity; protein binding. Gene Ontology annotation, biological process: tRNA methylation.